This is a messenger RNA of Dermacentor albipictus, 648 nucleotides long. NCBI's taxonomy places the organism in Eukaryota, Metazoa, Arthropoda, Arachnida, Ixodida, Ixodidae. The record is from RefSeq and is a predicted model, not a curated record.
AUGCGUCAAACAGCCAAUAAGAAAACGACUAAUCGGCCAGAGCGGAAGAAAAACCGAGGCGCGCUCGCAGAAGGAGGGGAGACGCCGGAAGAGUUCCAGGAAGCGACGCCAGGAGAAGGUCGGCCACCGGACCGAGAGUUGAAGACGGGCCGUCAGGUUCCGGACCCGAGCCAACAGGACUUCACCCGACCGGGGCCUCCUGCCAAACUGUUCCUGUGCGUCGCCACUCUACCCGAUUGUGCCGCUAGCUGCCCAAGGCCGGCGAGUUUCUGCACCCGUGGGCAGGACGAGAGCAGUCGGGCUACGGGCCCGAGUUCUACGCCCAGUUGCCCGGCCAGAACGCCCCGCCAUCUACUCGUGCCGCCUGCUGCCCGAGGCCGGCGUUCGAGCUUCUAUGCCCAUGGACAGGACGAGAGCAGUUGGGCUAUGGGCCCGAGUUCUACGCCCAGUUGCCCGGCCAGAACGCCGCCGCCAUCUGCUCAUGCCGCCUGCUGCCCGAGGCCGGCGUUCGAGCUCCUGUGCCCGUGGGCAGGACGAGAGCGGUCGGGCUACGGGCCCGAGUUCUACGCCCAGCUGCCCGGCCAGAACGCCGCCGCCGUGUGCUCGUGCCGCCAAGCCGCCUGCCUUCUGUCUCAAAGCCAGAGCUAG